Molecule: messenger RNA, 4723 nt
Organism: Odobenus rosmarus divergens (Pacific walrus)
Lineage: Eukaryota; Metazoa; Chordata; Mammalia; Carnivora; Odobenidae
Gene: CBLL1
Product: Cbl proto-oncogene, E3 ubiquitin protein ligase-like 1
Exons: 7
Coding region: 552-1871 (439 amino acids)
Biological process (GO): regulation of cell adhesion; protein ubiquitination
Molecular function (GO): ubiquitin protein ligase activity
Source: RefSeq, a predicted model, not a curated record
ACAGCUCUCCCCAUCCCCCGUUUCCGUGGGUCUCCUUCCCACAGUUAAAGGCUACUCUCUCUUGAAGCACGUGAGGAGAAGCCUUAGCAACCUCAACCUGGAAGCUCUUCGCGUACCCUCUUUGUCACCCUCUCCCCGAACUAUGCCUAACUCCCUCACCGGAGUUGGGUAGUGGAUGAGAGAGAAGGAAACCUGGGGAGGCUAAAGCCGCGGCAACUUGGUCGCACUUCCGCCUCCCGAGCUCCGGAAGGUAGAGCGCACGCGCUCCCUGCGACUCCGGCGCGGUUGACUUCCGCUCCCACUGUGCCCUGCGAGCCGAAUCAUGGAUCACACUGAUAAUGAGUUACAAGGCACUAAUAGUUCUGGAUCAUUGGGUGGUCUUGAUGUUCGAAGACGAAUUCCUAUAAAGCUCAUCUCCAAACAAGGGAACAAAGCCAAAACUGCACCUCGAACUCCAAGGACUAUAAACAGGAUGCCUGCAAAGGCUCCGCCUGGUGAUGAAGUUUUAGGGCCAAAAGAGACAUGAGAAGCCUGGCAUUUUGGAGGGAUAGAUGUGUCUUCUCAGCUUUACUUUAGAAGGAUUUGAUUAUAACGAAGAAGAACGGUAUGACUGUAAAGGGGGCGAACUUUUUGGAAAUCAGCGAAGAUUUCCUGGACACCUUUUUUGGGACUUCCAGAUAAACAUCUUAGGUGAAAAGGAUGAUACACCAGUACAUUUCUGUGACAAAUGUGGAUUGCCUAUUAAAAUCUAUGGGCGAAUGAUUCCAUGCAAGCAUGUUUUUUGCUAUGACUGUGCUAUUUUACAUGAAAAAAAAGGAGAUAAGAUGUGUCCAGGCUGUAGUGAUCCUGUGCAGCGAAUCGAGCAGUGUACACGAGGUUCUCUCUUCAUGUGUAGCAUUGUUCAAGGGUGCAAGAGAACAUACUUGUCUCAGAGAGACUUACAGGCUCAUAUCAACCACCGCCAUAUGAGAGCUGGAAAACCUGUUGCCCGCGCUUCACUUGAAAACGUCCAUCCGCCUAUUGCCCCACCACCAGCCGAAAUCCCCGAUCGCUUUAUAAUGCCGCCGGACAAGCACCAUAUGAGCCACAUUCCGCCAAAGCAGCACAUCAUGAUGCCACCACCUCCUUUGCAACACGUGCCACACGAGCACUAUAAUCAGCCCCACGAGGACAUCCGUGCGCCUCCUGCAGAGUUGUCCAUGGCUCCACCUCCACCUCGUUCGGUCAGUCAGGAAACCUUUCGUAUUUCAACAAGAAAACACAGCAAUUUAAUAACCGUCCCUAUUCAGGAUGACUCAAAUUCAGGUGCUAGAGAACCACCACCUCCUGCCCCAGCACCUGCUCACCACCAUCCUGAAUAUCAGGGUCAACCAGUGGUUUCGCACCCUCAUCAUAUUAUGCCUCCACAGCAACAUUAUGCACCACCCCCACCUCCUCCACCACCAAUAAGCCAUCCAAUGCCACAUCCUCCCCAGGCUGCAGGUACUCCUCACUUGGUUUAUAGCCAAGCUCCACCUCCACCAAUGACCUCUGCUCCACCACCAAUCACCCCUCCCCCUGGACAUAUUAUUGCCCAGAUGCCACCUUAUAUGAAUCAUCCUCCUCCAGGACCUCCCCCACCUCAACAUGGUGGUCCACCUGUAACUGCACCCCCUCCUCACCAUUACAAUCCUAACUCUUUACCCCAGUUCACUGAAGAUCAAGGAACUCUGAGCCCUCCAUUUACACAACCAGGGGGAAUGAGUCCUGGUAUAUGGCCUGCACCAAGAGGGCCACCUCCUCCUCCACGAAUGCAGGGUCCGCCUUCUCAAACCCCACUUCCUGGACCACAUCAUCCAGAUCAGACAAGAUAUAGACCGUAUUACCAAUGAUUAAUAGUACUUUGAACUGAAGAUUUGAUGAGGAAAAAAAAACUUACGUAUAGUCAAUCUUUUAAUUAAGCUUUGACUGUUUUGGGGAAGGAAAAGUACCUCUUACUGAGGUGACCAUAAAACACUUAGGGUCUUGUCUCUUAAAAUGGUUUUAAAUCUUGACCUUAGAAUUGACUUUGAGACUAUACCGUAGUGCAGAUAAGUCACUCAGUUGAGCACAGCUGUACCUUAACGACUUUGUCCCCCUAGUGCGCUAAAUUGACCCAGAGGUGACCGUCUGUGAAAAAUGUGAGAAGAAUUUUUCAUUGUUCCACUUUCAAAAAUACGGCUUUUGUUAAAUCCAAUGUUUAGUUUUUCUGGUGAUACAUUUUGUUAACCUGUGUAAAAGGAUUAAAUUUCAAAAUGGUUGUAAAAAUGCUAUUUUUAUGUGAAUUUAAGUGCAGCCACAUACUGUUUUUUAAAACGUUUUACCACUAAUUUCCCAAAGUUACAAUAAAAUCCUAAAAGUAAAAAUCUACUAGAAUUUACUGUAAGGCAGACUGUUAAAUGGUAGAGAAUUAUUUCACAUUUUAGGCACUGAAAUUUUGAGGUAUAUUAAGUAUAUAAUGCACUUCACUUGGAUGCCUUUUCAUUUUUAGGCAGCCUCAGGAGCACCAAAAUACAUUGGAAUUCCAUAUUUAUGUUCAUAAUAUUAAAAGGCAUUAGUAAUUAUUUGGAAAGAUCCGGCCAAAGCAAUUGACUCUACAGGCUCCAAGCUGUUGGGGGAUACUGUUACUCGUUAAUGCUUUCUACCGAAUGGUUGGAAUCACAUGAUGCACCACAUUUACUAAUCUAAAGUAACAUUAUUUUAUAGAACUGUUUAAAUUGUGUUAUUCAGAUGAAGUGUGUUCUACUCUGCUCAUUGUCUUAAACUAAAUAUUUAGGGCUGAAUAAGCUUUGUAUAAUUCCUCAUUUCCUGGUAGAGUUUGAUCUGUGCUUUGAGUGGGUUCUUGUCUAUUGGGUUUUAAAGUACAGUAUGAAUGCCGUCGAGGAAUACUGUAUUAAUGAAGGACGUUCUUGUAAUCACAAACUUGGCGUUGCUCAGGUUUCAUUACUGUGUGAUAAGGUUUUUUUCUCUAACUUGAAAUUUUAAAACUAUUAAUUAUUUCCUAUUCCUUUUAUUGGUUAAGCACUAUAAAAUUUGGAACGUUUUAAAAUGGAGUCAACAGUGCAGACUACCAGAUGAUUUUGUAUAAGAGAAAAGGAAUGACUAAAUUGUGAAUUUCAGAGCUUUAUAAGGUGCCUUUAGAGUCAGCUUUUGCAUUAUAGGGGCUUGUUACAGUCCAGCUAAGAUGACCACUUACGUUUUAUACAGAACUCAUAUGUAUAAAUCAACACUCUUAGGAUAUUAUUUUAUAUCCUUUGAAUAAACCCCUGUGAAGUAUUUCCUCCCCCCUAAAAUGGUGCAUAAUAUAAACAUGAAAAGUGUAGUAUGCAGAUAUCAUUUAUUAACUAGUUUGUAGUGCAUAAAUUUAGAACAUUUCUUUUUGACAAAGGGUGAACUGAUGGCUAAUUUACCAUUUAAUUCUGUCAGAUACAGGCAAAAAACAGUUUCUCAUCUUGGAUCAUCAGAUGCAGAGGCAUCUAUGAACUUAGAGCUGAAGUUAGAGAUGAUAUCAAUGAUCAUUUCAACCUUGACCAGCUGAAAAUAACAAAUACGCUUUUUUUUUAAAGUUAUUUGAGUGAUUUUUCACAUCUAGCAAUUUGAGAGUCCAGUGUUAAUGCAAUAGAUCUAGUGAGAAAUUCUUAUUAGAAGCGUGGGAGUGAAGUAUGAACUAGUGUGAAAUGGUGGUGGUGAGUGCUUCUAUCAUAUUACUGUAGGUACUUGGACUGGUGCAAACUUGAUUCCUUUUCAUGCCCCUGUUUAGGAGCUGUUAAAAUAUUACUGUUGAAAAUCCAAUACCAUUCUUUGUUUCUUGUAAUAAGAAAAUAGCCAAAUUCACUUUAGAGCUUUUCAGCUAUCUAUGAGGAGCUCUCCUGUUUUUACUGAAAUUCGCUAGAGUUGAACGUGGUAUGAAACCACUUAGCCUAUGUAUUGGACAAAACAAUUACUAUCAUGAUAAACUUCCACAUGUUUAAGAGAAUUCUCAUAGACUUUUAAGAAAAUGAUUUCUUUUCAGUUAGGUUUAAAAAAAUAUGUAUUAUGCAGGGAGGCAGAUCAGAUGAAUGUGUUGUAGCAGACAAAAUUUUUAAAUGGUGUUAGACUUGAAUUCAUCCAGUUAUUGUUUGAAUGAGGGUGGGUGGGUAGAAGGAUAACAAAAUUACUGUUAGUUUUUCUUUCCUUAAGGAAAAAGAUGUGAAUCCCAGCCUUUUUUCAGGGAAGCCUUUGAAGCUAUGAUGGACAUAAGUCUAAAUUAAAUGUAUGUAUGUUUCAUUAUAUUGCUCUUAAGACUACUGAGGUGGCAGUUUAAUUCUUAAAAACAAUAAAAUGGAAGCAUAAAUACUAUUUUGCCUAGAUGAAUUUUUACCUAAUGACGACACAUUUGGGAGAAUGCAAAAUUUUCUGUGUUUAUGUGUUGGUACAACUUUUACAGUAAAAUUAGAUUCACUUUUUUUGAGAUGAAAACCAGCAAGUUGAAUGUUAAUAUUUCUUCAGUGGCAUGCUUGUUCUCAGUAUAAUACAGUAUUUGGGGAACCAUCAGUUGCAAAAACCACGAGAAACUAUAUCCAUUUUGCCUUGUAAAAACCAUUUGCUCAAAAUUAUUGUGUAAAUACUAACUAGAUACCACUGAAAUAUAAGUGGAAAGGAUAAUCUGAACGUAAUUUUUUAACUCACAUUAAGUGACUUUACUAUAUGAGGUAUACAGAGCUGC